Ilex paraguariensis (yerba mate) is the source of this 996-nucleotide messenger RNA. The record is from the annotation of a GenBank genome assembly. Lineage: Eukaryota; Viridiplantae; Streptophyta; Magnoliopsida; Aquifoliales; Aquifoliaceae.
AUGAAUUCAUGUGAUUGUAUACUCCUGCCAAGUUGGACGGGAGAUGAAUGGAACAACUUUCUUGCCCGGAUUGGUCGUCCUGAGAAUACACUGGAGUCAGAACUUAAAGAUGCCAACGAUAUCCGAGAACUCCGGUUUUGGGCUUCGUACAGAGGCCAAACUUUAGCCAGAACUGUUCGGGGAAUGAUGUACUAUAGAAAAGCUCUCAUGCUUCAAUCCUACUUAGAGAGGGUGACUACUGGAGAUAUGGAAGCUGCUGUUUCUGGAAAUGAAGCAGCUGAUACCCAAGGUUUUGAGUUGUCUCCUGAAGCAAGGGCUCAGGCAGAUCUGAAGUUCACAUAUGUUGUUACAUGCCAAAUAUAUGGUAAACAGAAAGAAGAGCAAAAACCUGAGGCUGCAGAUAUUGCAUUGCUAAUGCAAGAAAAUGAAGCUCUUCGGGUUGCUUUCAUUGAGAAUGUUGAGACUCUUAAGGAUGGUAGAGUACACACAGAAUAUUUCUCAAAACUCGUGAAGGCUGAUAUAAAUGGGAAAGAUAAGGAAAUCUACUCCGUAAAGUUGCCUGGAAAUCCUAAACUUGGUGAAGGGAAACCUGAAAAUCAAAACCAUGCUAUUAUAUUUACUCGUGGAAAUGCAGUACAGACAAUAGAUAUGAAUCAGGAUAACUAUUUUGAGGAAGCUUUGAAAAUGAGAAAUCUUCUUGAAGAAUUCUACUGUGAUCAUGGUAUCCGCCCUCCUACCAUUCUUGGUGUCAGAGAGCAUGUAUUUACUGGAAGUGUCUCUUCUUUAGCAUCGUUCAUGUCCAACCAAGAAACGAGCUUUGUGACUCUUGGUCAGCGUGUCUUGGCGAAUCCUUUGAAGGUUCGUAUGCAUUAUGGUCAUCCAGAUGUUUUUGAUAGAGUUUUCCAUAUUACUCGGGGCGGCAUCAGCAAGGCCUCUCGCAUUGUUAACAUCAGUGAAGAUAUUUAUGCAGGUAUGAAUGUUGUGGUGGACGCUUGA